AUGUUUCUGCAGUAACCUGCCAAACCAAACCUCAACUGUGCUCAGGUUAACUGUAAUUGAGGGAAUGGAGGGAGCCUCUCAGUCAUUAAUCCAUUAGUAGGCUACUAAAGAUUCUGCACUCCUCCCUCACACACACAGCUCUACCGUUCGUUUUUUCCAUCAUGGCUCCCUCAACAGACAGACUGGGAUAUUGGGGGCGACCAACCUCAACGCUGGAUUGGUGUGAGGAGAAUUAUGUCGUCUCUUUCUACAUCGCAGAAUUCUGGAACACUGUCAGUAACCUGAUUAUGAUCCUGCCUCCUAUCUACGGUGCCAUCCAGACGUAUAAAGACGGCCUAGAGUACCGCUACGUCUACUCCUUCCUUGGACUGGCAGCUGUUGGCAUUGGCUCCUGGUGCUUCCAUAUGACGCUGCAAUAUGAGAUGCAGUUGCUGGACGAGCUGCCAAUGAUCUACAGCACCUGUGUCUUUGUCUACUGUCUAUAUGAAUGCUUCAAGCAAAAAAACACUCUGGGUGUAUUCCCUAUCAUGUUGUUAUUCAUCUUCAGUGUCUCAGUCAGUGUGGUGUAUUUACAAUGGAAAGAGCCAGUCUUUCACCAGGUCAUGUAUGGUGCACUUGUAGCAUGCUUGGUGAUGCGCUCUAUCUUCAUAGUUACAUGGGUGUACCCCUGGCUCAAACCUCUGUGUUACAUCUCCCUGAGUGUCUUUCUGCUGGGGUUCAUGUUGUGGAACAUUGAUAAUCUGGCCUGUGACUCACUCAGAUCCACCAGACAGAAACUGCCCUCUGUUGUUGGGGCGGUGACACAGUUCCAUGCCUGGUGGCACAUCCUCACAGGCCUGGGCUCCUACGUACACAUUCUCUUCAGCCUCCAGAUAAGGUCAACCUUUCUCAAACACAGACCAAAAGUAAAGUUCCUAUGUGGAGUGUGGCCAAUGUUGCACAUUGAGGCACAAAAGACUAGCUGAGUGACUGGGGACCAUGAAGGAUGGUGACUGCCAUUAAACAGGCAUCAGUACAGAGACCUGAUCUGCCAGUCUACCAACCCCCCUCUGCUGUCUAUGGGACAUAUGCACCCCACUACCAGAGGGCAGCCAGGCUACACCCCAACCUACCACUCCGGGGACCCUUUGGUUCUGCACUGUGACGAUUUGCCAAGUACAGUAUAGCACUGAGAGUCUUUAUGGAAUUAUCAGAUUUUUCACUUUCAUCUAUCAACAUAUAGUUAAUUAUUAGAUUUUGGUGGUGAUGUUGUAGUGACAUUUUGUUUAAAUUUACUCUAACAUAUUUCUUGGAAUAUGGAUACCGCAAUUUUUUUAUAUAUAUAAAUCAUACUAGUGUAUCUAUUAGAGGUCGACCGAUUAUGAUUUUUCAACGCAGAUACCGAUUAUUGGAGGACCAAAAAAAAGCCGAUACCGAUUAAUCGGCCGGCUAAUUUUUUACAAUUUGUAACAAUGACAAUUACAACAAUACUGAAUGAACACUUAUUUUAACUUAAUAUAAUACACCAAUAAAAUCAAUUUAGCCUCAAAUUAAAUGAAACAUGUUCAAUUUGGUUUAAAUAAUGCAAAAAAAAAAGUGUUGGAGAAGAAAGUAAAAGUGCAAUAUGUGCCAUGUAAAAAAGCUAACGUUUAAGUUCCUUGCUCAGAACACGAGAACAUGUGGUUCCUUUUAACAUGAGUCUUCAAUAUUCCCAAUAUUCCCAGGUAAGAAGUUUUAUGUUGUAGUUAUUAUAGGAAUUAUAGGACAAUUUCUCUAUACGAUUUGUAUUUCAUAUACCUUUGACUAUUGGAUGUUCUUAUAGGCACUUUAGUAUUGCCAGUGUAACAGUAUAGCUUCCAUCCCUCUCCUCGCUCCUACCUGGGCUCGAACCAGGAACACAUCGACAACAGCCACCCUCGAAGCAGCGUUACCCAUGCAGAGCAAGGGGAACAACCACUCCAAGUCUCAGAGCGAGUGACGUUUGAAACGAUAUUAGCUCGCACCCUGCUAACUAGCUAGCCAUUUCACAUCGGUUACACCAGCCUAAUCUCGGGAGUUGAUCAGCUUGAAGUCAUAAACAGCUCAAUGCUUGAAGCGUUGCGAAGAGCUGCUGGCAAAACGCACAAAAGUGCAGUUUGAAUGAAUGCUUACGAGCCUGCUGGUGCCUACCACUGCUCAGUCAGACUGCUCUAUCAUAUCAUAGACUUAGUUAUAACAUAAUAACACACAGAAAUACGAGCCUUUGGUCAUUAAAAUGGUCGAAUUCGGAAACUAUCAUCUCGAAAACAAGACGUUUAUUCUUUCAGUGAAAUACUGAACCGCUCCGUAUUUUAUCUAACGGGUAAGUCUAAAUAUUCCUGUUACAUUGCACAACCUUCAAUGUUAUGCCAUAAUUAUGGGAAAUUCUGGCAAAUUAGACGGCCCAAACUGUUGCAUAUACACUGACUCUGCGUGCAAUGAACAUAAGAGAAAUGACAAAAUUUCUUUUAGCUAAAUAUGCAGGUUUAAAAAUAUAUACUUCCGUGUAUUGAUUUCAAGAAAGGCAUUGAUGUUUAUGGUUAGGUACAGUCGUGCAACGAUUGUGCUUUUUUCGCUAAUGCGCUUUUGUUAAAUCAUCCCCCUGUUUGGCGAAGUUGGCUGUCUUUGUUAGGAAGAAAUAGUCUUCACAGAGUUCGCAACGAGCCAGGUCACACAGUUCCUAACGAGUCAUGUUAGUUGGUAAUAUUAACUAAAUAUGCAGGUUUAAAAAUAUAUACUUGUGUAUUGAUUUUAAGAAAGGCAUUGAUGUUUAUGGUUAGGUACACAUUGGAGCAACGACAGUCCUUUUUCACAAAUACGCACCGCAUUGAUUAUAUGCAACGCAGGACACGCUGGUAAUGCUAGUAAUAUCAUCAACCAUGUGUAGUUAACGAGUGAUUAUGAUCGAUUGAUUGUUUUUAUAAGAAGUUUAAUGCUAGCUAGCAACUUACCUUGGCUUCUUACUGCAUUCACGUAACAGGCAGGCUCCUCGUGGAGUGCAAUGUAAGGCAGGUGGUUAGAGUGUUGGACUAGUUAACUGUAAGGUUGCAAGAUUGAAUCCCCGAGCUGACAAGGUAAAAAUCGUUCUGCCCCUGAACAAGGCAGUUAACCCACCGUUCAUAGGCUGUCAUUGAAAAUAAGAAUGUGUUCUUAACUGACUUGCCUAGUUAAAUAAAGGUGUAAACUGUUUUUUUUAAAUGGCCAAAUCGGUGUCCAAAAAUACUGAUUUCCGAUUGUUAUGAAAACUUGAAAUCGGCCCUAAUUAAUCGGCCAUUCUGAUUAAUCGGUCGACCUCUAGUAUCUAUUUUAACAUUCAAUAUAAUACCUUAGCAUAUUCACAAACCAUAAUAACGUCAGGUAUUCUGCAUUAGCUGGCUGUAUGUCAUGGUUGUGUUUAGACCUGGGAACUGUUUGUUACCCAUCCAUCCUCCUCUGAGGGAAUCUGGUCUAGAUGAUGCAGUGUGUAGGUCACAGACGGGACUGAAACAGGGACACAGGAAAAGGUUUGAUAUCAAUUAUCUUGUCCAUUUCUUUCCUCUGCAAGGGAUUGGUCACACAGGAAAACUCUGACUUCAAUAUUUGAUUUAUGCCAAGUGUGGAUCUGCAUUGCAAAAUCUGAAGUUGCUCUGCUCUGUGUUUUUGAUGAUUUACUUUAAUAUUAUUAACAAAUCACAGGGAUAUGAUACAAUUUCAUCGAAGGAUUGGUCCACUGCACAAAAUUCAGUACCAUUUAUAUCAUAGUGGGAAUUCCACAUGGUCAUUAUUUUCAUGUGUACUAUUACAAAAAAAGUGUAUUUCCCAACGCAAAAUAUCAUAAAGGCUUACCUAAAAUACAUACACUACCGUUCAAAAGUUUGGGGUCACUUAGAAAUGGCCUUGUUUUUGAAAGAAAAACACAUCUUUUGUCCAUUAAAAUAACAUCAAAUUGAUCAGAAAUACAGUGUAGACAUUGUUAAUGUUGUAAUGUUCUAUUGUAGCUGGAAACAGCAGAUUUUUUAAAUGGAAUAUCUACAUAAGCGUACAGAGGCCCAUUAUCAGCAACCAUCGCUCCUGUGUUCCAAUGGCACAUUGUGUUAGCUAAUCCAAGUUUAUAAUUUUAAAAAGGCUAGUUGAUCAUUAGAAAAACAUUUUUGCAAUUAUGUUAGCACAGCUGAAAACUGUUGUGCUGAUUAAAGAAGCAAUACAACUGGCCUUCUUUAGACUAGUUGAGUAUCUGGAGCAUCAGCAGUUGUGGGUUCGAUUACAGACUCAAAAUGGCCAGAAACAAAUAACUUUCUUCUGAAACUCAUUAGUCUAUUCUUGUUCUGAGAAAUGAAGGCUAUUCCAUGUGAGAAAUUGCCAAGAAACUGAGAUCUCGUACAACGCUGUGUACUACUCCCUUCACAGAACAGUGCAAACUGGCUCUAACCAGAAUAGAAAGAGGAAUGGGAGGCCCCUCUGCACAACUGAGCAAGAGGACAAGUACAUUAGAGGGUCUAGUUUGAGAAACAGAUGCCUCACAAGUGCUCAACUGGAAGCUUCAUUAAAUAUGACCCGCAAAACAACAGUCUCAACGUCAACAGUGAAGAGAAAAAAAAAAACAGUGAAGAGGCGACUCCAGGAUGCUUGGCUUCUAGGCAGAGUUGCAAAGAAAAAGCCAUAUCUCAGACUGGCCAAUAAAAAGACAAUAUUAAGAUGGGCAAAGGAACACAGACACUGGACAGAGGGCAGAGGAACUACACGUAUAUGUCUACACUGUAUUUCUGAUCAAUUUGAUGUUAUUUUAAUCUACAAAAAAAAUAUAUUUUCUUUCAAAAACAAGGACAUUUCUAAGUGACCCCAAACUUUUGAAUGGUAGUGUUUAUCAGCACAAGCUUUGAUGUUGCUGUCAAAACAAGGAAUGAGGGAUGAGAAAAUAGUGUUUUGACUGACCACUGACCCUGACUAAAUAAUUUGGAGUGGUUUGUUUUUGGAUGGAUUUGUCAAUUGAUAUCUAUACUUUGUCUUAGCAAUGAAUACAGGCAUCUGCAUGUCUGCAAUAUUUAAAUGAUUAGCAUUGUCCCGUAUUAUCCCACACACAUUUGCCUGAAGGAUGACACUUUUGAACCUGUUAGUAUCUACUGUACUGCUCAGUUCAUGCAUAUCUUUUCGAAUGGCCACUAGAUGGCAUGGAUUGCCAUAUUUCAGUUUCAGGUUAUGUUCAUUUGCCAAAGGAUCCUGUCCUGUGAAAGGUUUGCCUGCUAAACACCCUCCAGUUUUAUUUGCUUAACUCUUACGGGUCACAAAUGUAAACAUAUUGGGGAAAUACUGUAGCUCACAAUGCAGCAUUUUGGGGAUGUGGCUAUGUGAAACUUCAUGUGACUUUGAUCUUCAAAUGUGAAAAUGUAAUGUACUUAUGUAUGGGAAUAAUAUAUAUGUCUCUUAAGUAAUGGAAUAACACAGAUAUGAAGUGAAUACAGAGUGUGAUACAAGAACCCACUAACCUUAUGGAUUACCUGAACUGCUACAUGCUCAGACAUUGUGACACAUGCAUAUCAGUGUUUUGAUUAGGGUUACAUUCGCAUGGUCUUUGUUCUCAAACCUUAGAUUAGGUUACAAUAAUGUUUAUAUGUUCAGCAGCACCAUAUGAAGGAGAGAUAAGUAGUCAUUUAGAAAUUACAAUGUAUUUAAUGACCUUAAAUCACUGCUUGUAAAAGUUGGAAGGUGGACGGUUAUUACUGAUAAAAGGCGCCUUGUUUCAAGUGACCUUGAUGUUCACGAUCAAUCUAAACUGCUUAAAUAAAAUCCCCUGUGUGUUUUAGGAA
Messenger RNA from Oncorhynchus keta (chum salmon), 5780 nucleotides. Its product is annotated as alkaline ceramidase 3-like. Gene Ontology annotation, cellular component: endoplasmic reticulum membrane. Lineage: Eukaryota; Metazoa; Chordata; Actinopteri; Salmoniformes; Salmonidae. The record is from RefSeq and is a predicted model, not a curated record. The coding region runs from base 162 to 965 and encodes 267 amino acids. The transcript has 11 exons. Gene Ontology annotation, biological process: ceramide metabolic process; phytosphingosine biosynthetic process.